AUGGAGGCCGGGGCUGACGCGGGCCCGAGCGGGGCUGUCGGACAGGCCUCAGCCGGGCCAGGUGUCGCCGGGGCCCUGGACGCGAGCGGGCGCGCGGGGGGAGGGGAGGGGGCCGCUGCGGCGGCUCUGCUGAUUGGGCGGCGCGCUCGCGAGCCCGACUUCACCCGCCCUGAACCCCGAAGAGUGUGGCUAGGGAGCGCGCUCGGUGGGGAAGGGGUGCGCGCGCACUCUAGGCCCAAGCCGCACGCGGGCCGGCGCGAGGCGCUCGAUCGCACGCGCCUCGGCGGGGGCGCGCGCGGUGGGGGUCCGGCCCGGGAGGGGGCGCGGGGCACGGUAACUAGUGCGCUGGGGUGGGCGGCGGGCAGGCGCGAGGAGGACGAGGGAGGCGGCGGCCGGGAGGGGAAGAUGGUGGUGGCCGUGAGGUGA
Messenger RNA from Chrysochloris asiatica (Cape golden mole), 426 nucleotides. RefSeq names its product protein lingerer-like. NCBI's taxonomy places the organism in Eukaryota, Metazoa, Chordata, Mammalia, Afrosoricida, Chrysochloridae. The transcript is spliced from 3 exons. The coding region runs from base 1 to 426 and encodes 141 amino acids. The record is from RefSeq and is a predicted model, not a curated record.